Messenger RNA from Rubroshorea leprosula, 1502 nucleotides. NCBI's taxonomy places the organism in Eukaryota, Viridiplantae, Streptophyta, Magnoliopsida, Malvales, Dipterocarpaceae. The record is from the annotation of a GenBank genome assembly.
AUUGACUUGCCUGCAUUUGAAAGUUGUCCCUACUCGUUUUCUACCCCGAUUAUAAGAAACGGUUAGGUUUGCACCUUUUAUAAUUUCUUUUUCUGUCAAGCACGCAGGUAUGCCAUCUACUUCUUCAAUCUUGAUAUCCUCUUACGUUCUCUGUUGAGAGUUCACAUGCGCAUUUAGAUAUAUUAAUUCUACCUAGUGGCAUGAGUUUUUGAACAUCAUCUGACGAAGUUUAUCAAAAACCAUACUUGGUGAAGCUUCGGUUUGAGAAGGCAAGCGGUGCUUUUUUGUCUGUCUGUGUGGGAAACAUGGUAUGAAGUGAAAUAUUUCUUAGGCUAACAUGGAAAUAGAUACUUCUCGAACCAUGAUUGUCCCUGAAGUUCUCAAGGAAGGUAAUUAUGAAAGAUGGAGCAUUUUAAUGGAACACUAUUUAGUGGCUCAAGAUCUUUGGGAUGUUGUUCGAUCAAGCGAGAUGCUUGGAGGAGGAAAUAAGAGGGAGUGGAUGAAAAAAAAUGCUUUAGCUCUACAUGCCAUUGGGAUUUCUUGUGGAAGAGAAGCAUUUGAUCAAAUAAAAAAUAAACGCUCCGCCAAAGUUGCUUGGGAUGCGUUGGCUGCUAAGCUGAAGCCCCCAUCAGUUGUCGAAGAUGUUACUCCUGAUAUUUCUGAGCCCGACCAAGAAAGGCAAACAGCGUCAUUGGCAGGGCAACAAGAGAAGUUGCAGAAGUUAGUUUGCUGUGAGUCCAUUCCCGAGGUAAAGCGGUUCUUAGAUAGAAAUGAGGAUAUGAUAUCUCCGCAAAUGUUAGACUCUGCUCUUAGGCAUGCAAUUACUUGUGGCCGGAAGGAAAUGGCACGCUACCUCUAUAGGGAGAUUCCACUUGAUUUUCUACGGGGAGACUCCGGCUUCUUCCUCCUAGAGCACUGUAUAACCAAUGGAAUGUUUGGUAAAGAGUUCUACAAUUCUUCUUCUCCUUAAUUGCUAUUUUUUCCUUGUAUGCACCAUCAUUUGCAUUUCUAAUUUUUUAGUUCUUUCUAGAAAGUACCUUGAUUGUGUGUACAAGUCGUCCAAUUGCUAUGUGUAUUGAUUGUAAUUUGUAAGUGAAGCUACACGAGUGAAGGCGUUCGCCAUCAAACCAAGAAGUGCUCCAGCUGGUGUUGUUGGCUUCGUUCAAGAUAAGCUAAGGGAAUGGAUAUUACCGGUACUAUACAAAUUUCAUCUAGUAUGCGUGAUGAUUGGACUGCUAUGUUGGAUGCCUUGUUGGUUACCCGUGCCACUACCCGACCUGAUUCAAUUACUCAAAUGGUUUCCAGUUUUUAUAUUGUUACUUGGUAAGCAAUAACGUCUACUCUAUUUCAGUAGUUUUACUUUUUCUUAGCCAGCAGAUUCUGAAAACUUCUCCUCGAAACUUCUCCGUAAAAUUGUGAAUUUGAUUUGAGAUGAAUGAGACACAGGAGAGCAAAGAGAUCAACAUGAAUGAUUCAUUCUACAACAAAUAAGAUGUGUUUAU